CUUUAUGUUUCUGUGGUUUUCUUUCUUUCUUCUUUUUUUUUUUUCCCCUUGGCAGAUCUUGUGAAAUUAGCAGGGAUCCUGUUGACAUCAUUGGCCGCUUGGUACAUGGGGUACUUACUCAUGGUACUUGUACCCAAAGAGACAGUAACAACAUCUAUUGCUAAUCUUCAAGACAUUGGAAAGAAACCAGUGUUGAGAGCCCCAGACCCAAAAAGGCAGAAGUGUGAUCACAGGUGUCCCUGAUCACCUGGGAACUAUGCCUAUUGGAUUCUUAGUGGUGAUGGCAAAGGAAAGCUGGCUAAAAUUUGUUUUGAGGAUGAGCUGCUUAUAAGCAAGGAGAAGGGUUAUGCUGGAAGAGGUAUAAACAAUGCCAUUGUGAACUAUAAAACAGGAAAAGUUAUAUCAGCAAAAUUUUUUUACAUGUGGCAAGGAGACCACUUGGGAGAGAUAGUGACUUUCAUUACAAAUGCACCAGAAGGGUCCCUCCUUUUGAUGGUGACUCAUGAUGAUGGAAGCACCUGGUAA
Molecule: messenger RNA, 525 nt
Organism: Phalacrocorax carbo (great cormorant)
Lineage: Eukaryota; Metazoa; Chordata; Aves; Suliformes; Phalacrocoracidae
Source: RefSeq, a predicted model, not a curated record